Molecule: messenger RNA, 1457 nt
Organism: Hydractinia symbiolongicarpus
Lineage: Eukaryota; Metazoa; Cnidaria; Hydrozoa; Anthoathecata; Hydractiniidae
Product: sugar transporter SWEET1-like
Exons: 6
Coding region: 43-723 (226 amino acids)
Biological process (GO): carbohydrate transport
Cellular component (GO): membrane
Molecular function (GO): sugar transmembrane transporter activity
Source: RefSeq, a predicted model, not a curated record
AAUAUUUUUAUUUAUGUCUUGUUAGUACACUAAGCUUUAAUAAUGGCGGACACAUCAGUGAAUUCAGAUGGACCUUCAAACACUGGAAAUCUUAUCAAUGCUGUGCAGGUGGUGGCACUAGUUUCAACAAUUGGGUUUUUUAUUGCGGGAAGCGUAACGUGUUACAAGAUUCAUCGUCAAAAAUCUGUGAAAAAUGUGAACUUUCUACCCUUUCUGUUAACUGCAUUAAAUUGCUUUCUCUGGUUCAUGUAUGGCGUAUUGAAGGAGGACAAGUUGUUAUGCGUAGUCAAUGGAACUGGUUGUGCUUUCCAAAUACUUUAUAUUUUCGUAUUCGUACAAAAUUGCGAUAAAAAGCAAAUCUACAUAAGGAAAAUUUUAAUAGUUAUUGGUAUGGCAAUUUUAAUCGGUCUGAUGGCACGAUUCGGUAAAGAGAAUUUUGAUGUGGUGGCUAUACUGGGUUGGAUAGCGUCAACUGUGACAGUUCUUAUGUUUGGAUCACCACUUUCUACGAUAAGAAUUGUGAUUCAAACCAAAAACUCUGAAACGAUAUCUCUACCUCUAUCUAUCAUGACGGUGUUAGUAUCAGGAAGUUGGUUCUUGUAUGGCUAUUUAAUUUCAGACACAUUUGUACAGGUACCAAAUUGUUUAGGCGUUUUACUUGGCCUGUCACAGCUCUAUCUUUACAAUCAAUACUCACAGAAAUCACAAUCGAUACCCAUUUGAGCGAUACCAAAAAUCACUUCACAGGAUUAAUUAUAUAGUUGGAUCUGAAUCGUAAAGAGUAUCUAUACUGAGAAAUCGGUCAGAGAAGAAUUGAAUUAAUAAAACUAUUUAUUUUCAACUUAUUAGAUAUUUUUAUGGGGAUACGGAUUUAAAAAUGUCAAUGAAAAGAACAAGGCUGUACCAAUCUUAAAUUGAAGAAUCAAGCAAUCGUGUUUCACAAACUCUUUUUCCUGUCGAAACCCCUCUGAAUAUUUGAACAUGUUGCCAUCAAUUUGGUUUGUCAAUGAGAUUUUAGAAUUUUUUCACUGUAUAAUUGACAGCUGGUUAUGUUGACAUUAAAACAGCAAUAGGUGGUAGUUAUUUUUAGUUAUUAUUUAUUUAAUUGAUUGAUUUAAGUAACAAUUAAAUAUUUUUUAUUUAUUUCGAUAUGCAAGUAAAUACCAUCAUAAAAAGAUAUUUUGGAUUUUAUUUUACUAUUUUUUAAUGAACGAAUAUGUUAUGUGUGUGGUAAUUGCGUCUCCAUCAUAUCACUUCUAACAAGUCUGCAUAGUAUUAAUGAGUCUGGAGUUCCACAAUACAAAACGUGAAAGAACAAUGUAGUUGGAAAUAUUUAAAACGAUGGCAAUGCUGGACUUGCUAUAUUCCACAUUUGCACGUUAAGUUUACAAGAUAGAUUUCUUUUUGUAUAUUACGCUAAAUGAACUUAUUAAAUUUAUUUAUCUUCUGGUUUGCAA